Fomitiporia mediterranea MF3/22 is the source of this 1351-nucleotide messenger RNA. RefSeq lists its product as uncharacterized. Gene Ontology annotation, cellular component: preribosome, large subunit precursor. The record is from RefSeq and is a predicted model, not a curated record. Bases 1 to 723 code for a protein of 240 amino acids. The transcript has 2 exons. Gene Ontology annotation, biological process: ribosomal large subunit assembly. Lineage: Eukaryota; Fungi; Basidiomycota; Agaricomycetes; Hymenochaetales; Hymenochaetaceae.
AUGGCAGCUGCAUCAAUCAACCCUCCUAACCCUCGCAAACGCACUAGAAAACGUCGCAAAAGGCGUAACGUCUCCUCUUCCUCUUCUUCCUCCGAAAUAUCCGAUUCUUCGUCCUCUUCGUCAGACUCGGAGAACGAAAACGAAAACGAACCCUCAACAGUGAAGAUACCGCAGAAACCACCUGCAAAAGCAGUCGUAGCUUCAAAAGAGUCCUCAUCAAGCUCGGAAUCGUCAGCAGACUCGGAUUCAGAUUCAGACUCGUCAAUUCCAUUCCGCAAACCUCCCGCUGCAACAGAAACCCAAUCAACAUUAGCAGAACCAGACGGAGAAACGGCAGCUCCUCACGUCCCUCCCGUAUCCUCUUCCACAACCACGCAAAAACACACUCGAGCUCUCUCACCCCCGCCUCUCAAGAACGUACCCGAGCCAAGUAUCCUCGAUGGUGACAAAGCACACGAAGAAGCCCUCCGCGCACGGUUCCGUCAAUUCUGGCUUGGCAGCGUCGCAGACGCCUUUGCGGAUGAUUUGAACGAAAUUCGGAAGGAACCAAACUUAACACCCGCCCGUCUCUCCCUCCUCAUCGACUCCCUCGCAGCGGGUGCAGACAUCUACACUAGCUCUAGCAACUCGCCAAAGACAAAUUCAAAAUCAAACCCAACUUCAAACGAAAAAGGGAAAGCCCAAAUAAACGAAAUGGAAGUCAUCCUCGGCGAAAGCGAGUAAACGAAACAGACUUUUCACCUUCAAUCUACAGUACAUCUAGCGGUACGCAAUAUCCGUUCUGGACGGUGGUGGACCCGCGCUUGUUUUUUUAUCUUUUCUCUUCGGGUGCACAUGCAUUUGUACAUGCAUAACGACAGGUAGAUAGACGCCCUGAUCCAUGAUCUGCAUCCGACAUUCUCGUAUCGUCAUGUCCACUCCGCGCGCGCAACAAUCCGUUCACGUCGUACCUUCGUGCCUUGAACGAUCCGAUCCGUCGCCGUCGAACUAUACAGAUACCGCCCAACUUAUCUAUCUAGCCGCCCAACUCACUUUCCAGACCAUAACAUGUAUUGCUAUUUUCUUUUUUCGUGCUUUCUCAGGAUGCCUUCCAUCGACUCGAGGUUCCCGUCCUUCCCACCUAAUCAACCAUCUACACCCUAAUUCUAUAAAUCACACAAGAAUGCUUUAUCCAUGUGGUCUACUCGUCAUACUAGUAUCACUAUCCUUACACUUAUAUAUAUCCUUACACACACUACACACACUACACUGUCUCACAAUUAGCUCUACACACAUGUUUUACAUGUGUAAUUGUACCAUCUUCCCGAGUACCUCCCACAUGUAUCUAAUGCUACUUAAAUUUACAAACCGC